AUGAUUCUUGGGAAUCUUCCGAGGAUCGAGUAUGGAAAAGGAAAUAGGGACUAUUCUAGUAAUGUGACUUUCGAGAAAGUAUGGCAAAGAGACCAAAGAAAGGAGUGUGUUGUUGACCUUGGCAAGUUUGUGGUGAUGACUUACCUCUAUGAAAAGUUGAUUUCUACUAUACCAACCAGGAGUGUAGCUCACAAACGUGGCCAUGGUUUGGGGCUAGGGUCACAAGGUUUGAGCCUCGUUCAGGCUAAGGUCUAA
Prunus armeniaca (apricot) is the source of this 255-nucleotide messenger RNA. The record is from the annotation of a GenBank genome assembly. NCBI's taxonomy places the organism in Eukaryota, Viridiplantae, Streptophyta, Magnoliopsida, Rosales, Rosaceae.